AUGGGAUUUUCAGCAACAGGUGAUGCAUACUGCCUCCGUGGAGAUAUGGCACUACAAGGUGUUCCCAACUGUGUGAAGGUUGUAGAUGACAUCCUCCUUUCCGACGAAGAUCUCCCUUCCCACCUACAACACAUGCACCAAAUGCUGACCAGAUGCCGUCAGUAUGGCAUCACCCUCAACAAGGAGAAAUUUACUGUAGCCGCCCCUAAAGUUAACUUUUGCAAUUAUGUCUUAUCAUCCGAUGGUAUUGCAGCAGACCCUGACAAGGUAUCAGCUAUACGCGACUUCCCGACACCGUCCAAUGUCACAGACGUCAGGUCGUUUAUGGGUCUCGUCAAUCAACUUGCCGACUUCACUCCAGACAUUGCAGCAGCAGCACAGCCCCUACGUCCACUUAUGAGCCCCAAACGCUCAUUUGUCUGGACGCUCGACCAUGACAGAGCAUUUAAGAAAGUGAAGACAGCUCUGACUUCACCACCUGUCCUGGCACCCUUCAUCCUUGCCUCGCCUCUGUGGUUCUACAAAACAGAUGCCUCACGCCUAUACGGUCUCGGCUAUGCCCUACUUCAAGAUAAUGGCCGAGGUCAGAUGCGUCUCGUCCAGUGUGGCUCUCGUUUCCUUACGGACAACAGAGACUCGCUACGCCACCAUAGAGCUGGAGCUACUUGCAGUCACUUGGGCUAUAGCUAA
Molecule: messenger RNA, 690 nt
Organism: Macrobrachium nipponense
Lineage: Eukaryota; Metazoa; Arthropoda; Malacostraca; Decapoda; Palaemonidae
Exons: 1
Coding region: 1-690 (229 amino acids)
Source: RefSeq, a predicted model, not a curated record